Messenger RNA from Candida tropicalis MYA-3404, 4071 nucleotides. Its product is annotated as NopRA1 domain-containing protein. The coding region runs from base 1 to 4071 and encodes 1356 amino acids. The record is from RefSeq and is a predicted model, not a curated record. Gene Ontology annotation, cellular component: nucleolus. The transcript has a single exon. NCBI's taxonomy places the organism in Eukaryota, Fungi, Ascomycota, Pichiomycetes, Serinales, Debaryomycetaceae. Gene Ontology annotation, biological process: maturation of 5.8S rRNA from tricistronic rRNA transcript (SSU-rRNA, 5.8S rRNA, LSU-rRNA); maturation of LSU-rRNA from tricistronic rRNA transcript (SSU-rRNA, 5.8S rRNA, LSU-rRNA).
AUGUAUAAAGUAUCUGGAUUGUUUACUAAAUUUGGUGAUGACAACAAAGAGUUUGUUGAGCUUAUGAACAAAUUAGCUACCGAUUCAAAGAAUGGUUUGGUGUUCCCAAAUGAUAAAUUAUGGCAAAAAGAAUCUGAUUUAGGAGUAUCUAUCGAUAUCAAUAACAAGCAUUUCAAAGUGGCCAACAAAUUAUUGUACACAUUGGUAACCAGUUUAAAACCACAUGAAUCAAAUGCUCAAUUACAAUUUAUUGUUAGAAUAUUAGGAAAUUGUCAAGAAUUAAUUCCUCCUUAUAUGAACUGGUUAGUCCUGCAUGGUGGUGGCUAUCAUGAUCCUGCAUUAACUUCAUGGUGGAUUGCUUACACUUUGUUGUAUUCCAAUAUCUUGCAGUUAUCAUUGCCUAACUUUACUACCAACACCGAAUAUCUUAAGUUUGAUGCUAAAUUGAUCUUUGAGAAUUUGGUAUUUGCCCCCCUUUCUAAGAAUGCAUUAACCAAUGGGUUGGUCACAGCCAAGAAGCCAUUAAUCACUCAAUUGACAUUACAAAUCAUCUUGUACAUCUUGAAGAAAUUGGAAUCAAUUUUAGAAAUAGUGAGAAUUGAUGUUCGACAAGAAUUAAUCGAUCUUGUAUUUACUCAAUUACCAGAUUUGACAAGCAUUUCACAAUCAUUCCUUGAUCAUGAAUCAUCAAAACUAAUUAAAUUAACUGCAUUAACAAUUGUUUCCAAAUAUGAAAAAUUACUUCCAUCAUUAAAUACAAACUCCAUCCAGAAGAUAGUAUCCAGUGGUAUUUCAUCUAUUUUGAGCACCGCUAAUAUUACAGGCUACCAGUUAACAUUAUUGGAUUUAUAUAUGCUGAUCCAGAAAAAUCAAGAUUUCAAGUGGUGGAACAAGUUGAACAACUCUAGUAAUUCCUUCUUUACAUCAUUGAUUAAAUUAUGCUCCCAAUCAAACAUCAAUCAAGCAUUCACUUUGAAAAUAUAUCUGUUAUUGAACAAAUUGUGUAUGGAUAAGAUGGUGUUUAAUGAUAGUUUAUUGGUCACUCCGAUCAUGGCAUUGAUCUAUUCCUUGGAUUUGGAAGUUGAUGAUAGAAUUUGGAAUAUGUUGGAUGAAACCAUUUCAAGAAUUGUCAGAACCCCGUACAAAUAUCUUGAUUUGUCUCACAAACUGUACCAUGACACUAGUAUCUUUGUUGUUGCUUUAAUCGAACAAUUUAAGUUCACCUUAGGUAAAAGUGAAUCAGAUGUUGGAAAUAUCAAAUGGUUGUUUAAAUUUAUUCACUACUUGGUUCUCAUUGGUGAACCUAAAUCUGCUUUAUUAGAAUUGGUUAAGCAAUUGGAUAUUGAUACAUCUGAUCUUGAAAACUUGUUGAAAUUUGAUACUACCUCUACAAUUGAAUCCAAAGAUUCUUCCAUCAUGGAUGUGGUAUUGAAUUAUUCGACCAAUGAUCUUAUCAAUAAAACCAAUGUUUUGGAAAAGAAGGUUAUUUCAUCAAAUUUGGAUUUCUUAGCUGGAUUAUUACUUGUCAACAAUGUUAUCCAACUGAGCAAUCAAUCAAACAAAUUACUUGAAGUUGUCUUCUCUAAGUUUUGGUCUUUCCUAAUGAAUUCAUCUAAUGAUGUUGUUCGUUAUUUUACAUCUGAAAAAACAUGGGGUCCAUUAUUCAAAGCAGAUUCCGAGAAUGCUGAAACAGUAUUGAGUUUCUAUAACCAGAUUUUGUUAAGUUUACCAUCGGUCCAAAAGGAAACUGAAAGUCUUGCUAAAUUUUUGAUGGAUAAGUAUCAAAAGAAUGACACCACCUUUGAUCAAUUUAUCUGGAUUCUUGAUGAUUUGCAGUUGUCAGAAUUGAUGACAGUGAAUAUUGAUAGUGACAAGCUUUUCAUGGAUGUGGUCAAAACUGGUAUUACAAGAAAAUCAUUUGCAUUGAAUUAUGAGCAAUUCCAAAGAGUGUAUAAAUCUGAACUUCCAGAAAGAAAUGAAAUAUUACAACAAGCAAUUGAUUUAAAUUUGAUUUCUGCAUUUACCGAAGAACAAUUGGAUUCCCUUGUUGCGAAUCUUACGUCAAAUGAAAAGGAUUAUUUCUUGAUUGGCAAUCUUGCUAAAAAAUUACCGACUGUUGUAAUGAAAUUAUUAAACCUGGGUGAUAUUAGAGAUGAUUAUUUGAAUUGUCUAAUUGGUUAUUCAUUAGCAAAGCAAGAUUUGUCUAUCCCUGAAGAUUUCCUCAGCAAGAUAUCUGAUAUUAUUACUUCAAGAAUUGAAAGUGGUAAUUUGGGACAAAUAUCCUGGAAUCAAGCAUUGGCUAUUUUAUCCUUGACUGGCAGUAUUUCUGUUGAAAUAUCAAAUAAAGUUUUGGAUUCAAUUGAUUUGAAACAAUCUUUCAUUCCAGAAUUUAUUGAUUUUAUUUCAAAAUGUUCUGCUAAUCCUGAAUUGACAUCCUGGUUACAUAAGGCUAUUCUUUACAUUACUAGAAAAUUUGCUGAGUCAUCAAGUUUGUCAUCUGAUUUUAACAACUUUUUAAUUGCCAUUGGUGAUUAUAUUUUGAAAAAUAACAUCUGGCAGUUGGUGCCAUCAAAUGUUUUAAAUGCUCAACUUGAAGUAAUUCUUAAUUCUAAAUGGUCUAAAGAACAAGAAUAUUUGAAAUAUAUUGUGAAAUUAAUAACAAUUGCGCCAAAACAAAAAAUUGAAUUUGAAAAAUUAUUCCAAAUAUCAUUAAACUUGAACAAUUUGAAGAAUUUCCCAACAGAUGAAAAUAUCCAGAUGAGAUACUAUUCCAGUGUGAUUUUGUAUUUGCUUUUCAACUUUGAUCAUCUGAAGUUAUCCAAUUUGAAGAAUUUGGAAUUGUUAUUAGAUAAUUAUUUGGGAACUAAUCGUGCUGAAGAUUUGUUUAUUAAAUCAAUAUUGAUUAAGAUUGAAUCAAAAGUAUCUAUCAGUUGGUUGACUAAAGUUAUCAAUUGGGAAUUCCUGGAAGAAUUAAUAGGAAAUGAUAUUGAUUUGGUUGGUCAAGAAAGAUUGAUCAAGAAUAGUAAUGGUAACCUUACUAUUUGUUUGAACAAAGGAUUUGUUAAAAAUUCAUUAACUGAAACGCCAUUGGAAUUACCUGUCUUCAAUAAGGGAACGAGAAUGUUUGAUCAAUUGGAAAAUUUCUAUCAAGUUAGUUCAUUGAUCCCUGUUAAUUCCUUAAGCUAUGACUUUGAAUUUUUGUUGAUGAUUGUUUUGAAUAACGAAGAAUUGUUGAGAUAUAGUAAAGAUGAAGAAGGUGUACCAAGUUAUACUUUCAACAUCAAAAAUUUGAUUGAAACUGGUAUUUUACAAUUUAUCAUCAUCACUUUAUCUUCAUCUGAUACUAAAAUCCAAUCAGUUUCAAAAGUUAUACUUAACAAGAUUUUAGAAUCUGUUGAUCUGGAUGUGUCAUUUAAAGACAAGAAUGUGUACAAGGUGUAUUUGGCAAGUACUUUAUUCACAUUAUCAAAAAACCAAGUCAUGCCACAUUUGGUCUGGUAUAUGUGGUCUCAGUUAGUUCCAAUUUUAUCUAAUCCAGGUCAUUUCUUGUAUGAAAAAACUUUCAGAUACGUAUUGUCUACUCCUUAUUUGAAACAUUAUGAAAUCCCAUUAUACAACUUAAUCACUGCUCCAAAAGAUAAUGACAAUGAAUGGUAUUAUAGAGAAUUAAAUUGGUUAAUUGAAAACAUAACAAGUGGAAUUAUAACUCAAGAUGAUAUGUCAGUUCUUAAAAAUGCAUCUAUUCUUGAAAAUUUCUUGAAUUUAAUGAAUUCCAAAUAUGCCAACAUUAAAUUAAAAACCUCGAUUUUGAAAUUACUUUACAAGAUUACUAAAAUUGAUCAAGGUUCAGAUUUAUUGAUUACUAGAUUUGGUGCAUUGUGUAAUUUAGAAUUGCUUAUUGAUCAAUUGAAUGGAGUUUCUGCAAUUGAUAAACAAAUGGAAGUUAAUAUUGAUGAAAUUGUGGUUAAUUUUGCCCUUGGUGUAAGAUCAAGUAAAAGAGUUAGAAAUUGGACAAAUGAUGAAUUGGAUAAUAACUUGAAAAGAAUCCAUAGAAGUAUUCAAGUAGAUUAG